CCUAAGAAUGCAUGCUGUCUGACUGUUUACAGUUUUAUUAAUUUUAAAAAAAAUCAACUUCUAUUGCGCACUACUUACAGAAUUAAUUUACAUCAGUAUUACAAAAUAAAUAUGAGAAGAGAAGUAAAUGUUGCACGUGGCUAUGAAAAGAUUUUAAAACACAUGUGCGCGGUAACUAUAGUAGCCAUUGGCUUUCGAGCUCCGAAAAAUACAUUAUGCAGGAAUACAUUACUGAAAAUACAUUAAUUAAUUGGUAACUGUCCUGCCAUUUCAUGAUCGGUCUCCAUCAAAGAGCCAAAGGUUGAAUUGUAACCUUCCGUCUUGCAAUCUUUGCCCGUUUUUACUUCCGCUGGGUUCUCCAAGUCCUCCAACCAGGAACCAGUUCUAACAAAAUUUCGUAAUAUUAAAGGAUUAAGCUUUAAGUGGUUAUCUGUCACUGUCAGAACAAAACAAGUAAGCGUCAAAAACACCCGUCUUGAAAAAAAAGGUACUCGGCUUAAACGGUUGACAAUUUAAUCACUCUAAUGAGUGAAAAGAAUAAGAGUUUGGUCCAAUUGUUUGCUUAAUCUUUCCCACCUCGCUCGCCUUUUGUGUUGUCCAAGCAACGCGUCAAAAGCAGAAGAUUAAAUAAAGCAAAGAGUAUGCAAAUUGGGCAUCUUUUCUGUGCCGGAAUGUAACCAAGGAAUAUACAUCAACACUGUAAACUGAUUUUACUGAAGACUACAUGCGCGCAGGGUCUUAAAUGUCGGCCCUAGCGGUAUAUAAUUCACCUUUCAAUCUUCUUCUCCGCGAUAUCGGAAAAGAACUGAAACUCAACGAUGUUCGUUACAUGAAAUAUCUUUUACAAGGACACGUCAAUAAGGAGACUUUGGAACAUCUCGAUUCAGGACUGGAGCUCACGGAGCUGCUCAGAAAAAGAGGCUUGGUGUCCGAAAAGAAACUGGCUUUUAUGAGAAAGCUUUUGAUAGAAGCCAAAUGUCUGAAGCAAGUCAACCUGGUUGACGAGUUCAAGGAGAAAUUUACUUCUGUCACCAUUAUUGGUGAGAAGGAGCAAAGCCAGCGAGCCUCCAGGUUGAACAACAGGCGGGAAACUCUACUGCGCAUGAUCGAGAGCGUGGAAAAUGAAAUUUGCACAUGCGAGGACGCAGAGACAGAAAUCACUAAUCAGAUCAAGGGGUGUGAAGUGCAAAUUCAAGCCAACAACGAGAAUCUAGUCACUGUCGAGGAAUCUAUUCAAAACUUGAAAAACAAGAUCGUUGAACAGGAGGCCGAGAUAGAAUCGUUUGAGAGAAAACUGGAGACGGUUCGAUUCUUCUUGAAAAAGCGGCAAGUGGAGGUCGACAAGGUUAAGCAGAAACUUGAUGAGAACCACAGCAGUGCGGCGAUAAAGCGAGAAUUAAAGGAGAAACAAGAAGAACAUGAAAAGGGGAAAAGAGAUGAAGACGAGCUCAUCGCAAAACAUCAGAACGCCCUGGACUUGAUUAGGACGGCGCAUGUCGAAAUCAGGCACAAGACACAGGAUAUUAUUGCACUGGAGGAUAAUAUUCACGACCUUCUGAUGCAGAUACGCCAACUGAAGCAGAGCGCAAGGAAAAAUCAGCGCACUUCGUCCGAGUUACAAGAGAAAUUGGAAAAUCUUUCACUUGAACUUGAAGAUACGAGGCGUUUGAAACCGCUGACGCCUUUCUCAAGACCUAAGAGCCAAUUUUCUUUGAGUGGUAAUCAUGGUAACACCAUGGACGAGUCACACAUUACAAGGAGACUGGAAUAUAAGGUUCUUGACUACGGCGAGAUCUCAGAACGCGAUUCAACUGUGAUUGGUCGAAAAGGAAAGCGCGCUAAUCCUCCUCAAUUCCAGUACCCUUCCAGUGUGGCUGUCGACAGAGGAUUGGGAAAUAUCUAUGUCGCUGAUUAUGGCAACGCGCGCAUUCAGAUCCUGGAAUUGAACGGUAACAUGGCGCGGGAGCCUCUAGUCUUAGGCGGGAAAUGUCGGCCAUGUUCCUUGGCGGUUAGCUUACGGGGAGAUCUGGUGAUGACUGACUCGCAGAUUUUACGGGUUUUUAGCAAAACGGGUGAACUGAUUCGUCCCAUUUUACCCGUAUACAGCAAGAACGACAAACGACCCGAGCUUAGCGCUGUGGCCUUUGACAUUCUCGGAAACAUCUACGCCGCCGACAAGGCGAACCACAGAAUACAAAAGUUUACAUUCGAUGGGAACUUUCUUUGUUUCAUUGGAGGACUUCACGACUUGCACUGCCCCAUGGGGAUUGUCGUCAAGAAAAACGGUGACGUCAUCGUUACUGAAUAUGAGAAUCAUCGACUCAAAAUCUUCAGCCAAGAGAACCUAGGCGAGAGUAAAACAAUUGGCACAAGGGGGGUAGGGUCCGGCAAGUUUUUCUGCCCAAGAGGGGUAGCACUUGAUCAGAAUGACAAUAUUUUGGUGGCAGAUAGUCAGAACCACAGAAUUCAGGUGGUUUCUUCAACUGGCGAAUCACUUGGAACAUUUGGGAUGAUUGGCUCCGAUCCCGGAUGUCUUGAUAACCCGUAUGACGUUGUCAUGGAUGCAUCUGGGAAUAUCAUUGUAGCUGAUGCUAAAAAUCACAGGUUGCAGGUUUUUACGAGGUUUGUGCCUGUCUAUGCUGACCCUACAAUGUAUGAUGAAGAGUAUGAGUCUGCGGUUGUUACUGUAGAUGAAGAAGGACUGGAAAUGAAUAAUGAUGACGCAGAGGUUCAACAUGGCAUUAGUGAUGCUGAAACCAGUGAAAAUCCUAAAAGGGUGACCGUGCAAGAAACAAGCAAUGAUAGAAAUCAACAGCAAACCACAGGGACUAAUAAAGUUUUGGAGGAAUCUCAAAUGUCAGGAGUCGAAAAUGGAAAAUUCUUCAGAGAAGAAUCUUCAAGGCAAGCCUCUGGAGACCCAAGAGAAACGCAGAUUAACAACAAGUAAUGAGAUCAGGAAGACGUUG
Messenger RNA from Orbicella faveolata, 2966 nucleotides. RefSeq lists its product as uncharacterized. The record is from RefSeq and is a predicted model, not a curated record. Lineage: Eukaryota; Metazoa; Cnidaria; Anthozoa; Scleractinia; Merulinidae. Gene Ontology annotation, biological process: protein polyubiquitination; regulation of apoptotic process; proteasome-mediated ubiquitin-dependent protein catabolic process. Gene Ontology annotation, molecular function: ubiquitin protein ligase activity; protein binding.